GAUGCGCGCGCCGUCGCAAAACAAAAUUCCGCCUAACCCAGGCGGCUUUCCACCGGUAGACCCGAGGCCCCGUCAAGCCGGCAUCGGGGCAUUGGGGUGUCCUCGCGUCGCCGUCGCUCAAGAUUCGGCCAUGGGGGCCGCUUCGCUGUGCAGCCUGCUGCUCCUAGGCCUUCUCACCUGCAGCCCGUGUCUUGGCCAGACCCAGCCGGAACCAGCCGCGGCCCUCUUCCCACCUGCUGUGCAGAAGGUGAAUGUGACCGUCCUGUACGAGCCGUACUGCAAGGACUGCUCGUGGUUCAUCACCAAGCAGCUGGUGCCCGUGUACGGGCUUCUGCGCAAGCACCUCGUCGUCGAUAUGGUGCCGUUCGGACGCACGCGCAUGAAGGAACCGCAGGGCGCCGACACGACCGUGACCUUCACCUGCCGCCACGGGCAGCCCGAGUGCCAGGCGAGCAUGCUCCAUGCAUGCGCCAUCGCUCUCUACCCGCAUACCGACAAGCACUUGCCGUUCAUAGCGUGCACACUCAAGGGGUGGAAGCCCGAGAAGAACGUGCAGAAGUGCAGCAACGAGCACAAAAUGGAGAGCAGCAAGAUCGUCGGCUGCGCCUCGUCAGCGCAGGGCAAGAUUCUCCUGCAGAAGAUGGGCUGGCGCACCAUGUCCGUGCGACCACCCAUCAACUACGUGCCCAGCGUGGUCAUCGACGGCGGAUUCAACAAGCGCUACCAGAAGAAGCUGCAGAAGCACUUCAAGGAGACCGUCUGUAAGCACUUCAAGCCGCCGGUGCCGGAACCGUGCCUGGUCAAGAAAAAGAAGGGCUGGUUCGGGCGCUGA
Dermacentor silvarum is the source of this 832-nucleotide messenger RNA. Its product is annotated as GILT-like protein 1. The coding region runs from base 2 to 832 and encodes 276 amino acids. Lineage: Eukaryota; Metazoa; Arthropoda; Arachnida; Ixodida; Ixodidae. The record is from RefSeq and is a predicted model, not a curated record. The transcript is spliced from 2 exons. Gene Ontology annotation, molecular function: oxidoreductase activity, acting on a sulfur group of donors, disulfide as acceptor.